This is a messenger RNA of Symbiodinium natans, 3609 nucleotides long. NCBI's taxonomy places the organism in Eukaryota, Dinophyceae, Suessiales, Symbiodiniaceae. The record is from the annotation of a GenBank genome assembly.
AUGACAAUGAAGUUGCUUCAUGGCUGUGUCCUGCUCGUGGCCCUGCUUACGCACGCAGGGGCGGAGUUUCUGAAGAGGAGUGAGCACGCAAACAAUGCAAAUGCCUUGGCUGUGGAGCCGUCAUCCGAGCCUCCGGUGCCAGCAAAACCAAUGUUUGGACCAGAGGCCUACGUCUUGGGAGUCAUUGCUCCCGGAUCCUUCAUUGUGGGGCUCGCGGUUUGUGUCCUGCUGCGCUACUACGAGAGGCGCUACCCAUCUUCCGAUUCAGAAGUUGUCGAUCGGGAGCCCGAGAAUGUCGACGAAGAUGUGUAUGGUGCAGGGGUUGCAACUUUGGUGCGGGAUUCCUACAGUCUGAUCGAAGGCAAGGGCAGUCUGAUUCUUCGGAUCUCCCGCUUGUCCAGCUCUUUCUUGCUGAUGCUCUUUGUUAUCUUUCUGCAGAUUUUCAUCAUCAUGCAAAUGCAGAAGCUUGUCGCAAGCCGCGCGGUCACAGAAAUUCGGCAGAUCUACGGCCGCUAUGAGUUUGUCAUGUAUGGUGCGGAGAUGUCGCACGUGUAUUUGACCCCGAAUGGCUUCCCACGUGGGGUGGACAAGAAGUACUUCGACCCCGCAAACUUCGGCCGCCUCACCGAAAGCGAGCAGGCCUCGGCAUGCAGAAUCCCCUUCUCGCAACCCCAGCUCUUGCUGCCGAUCCUGUUCAUUUGGACGCUUACAAUCGUGGCAGACCUGCGGCGAUGCGGGGAUUUGUUUGUGCGCUUGAUCUUGGCUACGCCAACGAUCACAUCAAUGCGUGAUGCUAUCGUGGAGGGGGAGGGCGAAUGUGAAGUGGUUGUCGGCCUGACUGCGGUGCUCAAAUCAGUGUUGAUGGCCGCUUGCAUCGUCCCUCGUUACUUGAUCGAUGUUUACCUGCUCUGGCUCGGAUGCCGCUGGCUUGCGGCCACUCCAAGCUUUGGAGAUUUGCUGCUCAACGCCGUCGCGCUUGAGUUCAUCCUCCUUUUGAAGGACACGCUGUAUGCCGGCGUAGUGCCUGAUAGGAACAAACGUGCAACCCAGAACACCCUCAUCCAGCCCUGGCAGAAGAGAGAGCCAGCCAACUACCGUGUCUUUCUGUCGUCCUUUCUCUUGAUCUUGGUGAGCUGCUCCUGGGUGCCAAGGGCUUUGCAAGACGGUGAAGUAUGUGAAGUGAUCGUCAAGCCACAGAAGCGAAGCCUUGGUGCACAGGUGCUGUACUAUGUCUACCGCUUCCAAGCCGUCCUUCCCGACUACAAAUGGGAUGUGGCAUCCGUCUGCGUGCCUCGCUGUCAGAUCGGCAUGGCAUAUCGUGAGGUAGAGCAGAUCGACGCCUCGAUGCCCACCAGCACGGAAGGGAAGUGUGUCGACACGCUGGAUGCGCUUGAGCGUUGCAGCAAUGUGUUGUCCAGCAGCCCUGUAGUGGGUGUCGAUGUUGAGCGGCAUUGGCUACAAUCUUACGAAGGGUAUGUGUGCUUGAUCCAGCUCUCCACUGCAAAGGCCGGUGGCAAGGUCUUCCUGCUAGAUUGUCUAUGCCUUUCACGAGAAGACGUCAAGGGCUACAUUGGCAAGGUGCUGGAAAACCCUGCCAUCCUGAAGGUGUUCCACGCAGCGGCCAACGACAUCUCCUGGCUGCACAAGGAGUUCUCGAUUGUCAUCAGGUGCAAACUCGACACUCAGGCUCUCGCCCAACUUCUUUGCUGUCCCAUUCAAAGAUUGACGGAUCAAUGGUCUGUGUUUUGCAAUAUGCAUGCGACCGCGAACCUGAAGUCGCGGCUGCAGUGCUCGGAUUGGCGGCGGCGCCCGCUUUCCUCCAUCCAGGUGGCUUAUGCUGCAGCUGACGCCUACUUUCUACUCAGAAUCGCUGCAUUCUUGCUGCGCGUGGCAGUGCUGCUACGCCCAUCGGACUUCGAGACGAACACCUGGGUGGAGACAAGUCUUGACGAGCCACGCAGGCAGUUUCUGAUGUCCGGGAGCGAAGGUUGGAGUUGGCCUGAAUGGCAAACACCCUCUCAAGUCGCAAAGCUUUGUGCAGGUUCAGGCACCUCGAUUUGGCAGCGCCUUUCCACAGUCGCAGAUCGACCAGGAAGCUUGCCAUCACGAGGUACCACUCUGCGCAAAGCACUCCGAAUCACUGCUGGCUCUGCUGCCUCGCCGAUGCGCUCAGCUGAUGUUGAGGGGUUGGCAUCAUGGCGCAACCAAGUGGCUGAACUUGCUGAUGUGUCCCCACAAUGGGUCGUGCCAGACGCGGUUCUAGCACGGGCAGCAGCCGCUCCCACGUCUGCAGAGGCUGAAGUUGCUUUGGGCACAAUCUUGGAGACGGAUCUGCGGGAAGAUCCUGAGCUCGAACAGGCUUUGACGGGAGAUGUUGCGCAGGUGGCGCGGCAAGCUCACCUUUCAGAGCUUGCACAAACAGAUCUGCUCGAGCACCUCUCAGCGAUACGACAAGGUCGGCAUCUUGCGCACACGCAGGAAGCUCCUGCUGGCGGUUCGGCUCGGUGGUGGCUCCCUUUCCCAUCAGCAGCUGCCUUCCAGGAGGCCGUCGCAAGGCUACCACAGAGGCAGCAGAAUCGAGUCAUGCAGGAGCCGCUGCGGAAGCGUGCCAGGUUCUUGAGCUUUGUGCAGCGGGUGGCCGCCAAAGGACCAGUUUACGAGAACUGCAGGAUUCUCGCCCCCGACGGACAAUUGCUUUGCACUGUUGACAAGAAGAAACUAAAUUGGUAUGUGCGGCGCGGCCUCGCUAGGCCUGAGGAAGGCCAGACUGACUGCAUCCGUCUUUGCUUUGAGCCUCGUGGUCGCUUCGGUAUCCGUAAACAGGUUGGUCCUGACUUCUUUACGAAUGUGCCCGACGAGCAUAUGCAGCAGCGGGAGCGUUUCUACACGUCCGUAAAGGAGAACCGCUGUGUGGUUUGCGGGAGCGAUGUCCACAUGGCCAGGUACCAUCUUGUGCCAAGCUGUUUUCGAAGCUUCUUGCCCGCAUCACACCAGCCUGGUUCUCAUGACGUGUUGCUCCUGUGCGUUCCAUGUCACCACAAAGCCUCGACGGAGCAUGGACAGCAUGUCAAGGAAAGUCUCGCGAAAGAGGUUGGUGUUGACAUGCCGAAAACAACGCCAAGCAAAAGUGAUCCGAGGCGUCGAGCUGCGAUGUGUGCCACAGGCUUGCUCAAAGGCGGUGACAACGUCCCUUGGCCACGUGCUGAAGAGGUCUUCCAGCGCAUCCUGGCUGCGUGGGAUCUGGGCGAUGACUUGACAUGCCUCGACCCGGAGGUCACAGCAGCAGAUGGGUUCGCCGAGUACGCACAGGUAUUCAAAGAGAAGGCACCUCUUCUUCUCACGAGACUCGAAGGGCGGUGGCCUGGAGCGACAAAGGUUCUUUGGAGCGCAUCACAGUGGAGUGAUCCGGGUCGUCAUCCAGGAGCUCGCUGCAGGAAUCAGCAUGAGGCGGAGGUUGGACGCAGAACUGUUGAGGCAUGGAUGGAUGCAAAGCGUGACUUGGGGGACCUGGUGUGUAGAUGCAGAGCGCAUUUUGUAGAAGUUAUGCAUCCAGAGUUCUUGCCUGCGCAUUGGGAUGUGACUCAUCGAAUUGCAGUGCGACGUCUUUGA